Messenger RNA from Thamnophis elegans (Western terrestrial garter snake), 1353 nucleotides. RefSeq names its product surfeit locus protein 1. Gene Ontology annotation, cellular component: membrane; mitochondrion. The record is from RefSeq and is a predicted model, not a curated record. The transcript is spliced from 9 exons. The coding region runs from base 44 to 973 and encodes 309 amino acids. Gene Ontology annotation, biological process: mitochondrial respiratory chain complex IV assembly. Lineage: Eukaryota; Metazoa; Chordata; Lepidosauria; Squamata; Natricidae.
GAAGUGCCCUCCCGUUUGACCUCCUCUUCCCCUCCAGGGCAAGAUGGCGGCGUGGCAACGGUUACUAAGCGACGGGGGACUGAGGGGCGCCCUCGGGAGGCUCCGGUUUUCCUGCCUGAAUGAUGGAAGGAGGUCCUUCGCCCGCUGCUGUUUGAAAGAUACUUUACAGCAGCCCCCAAAGAUUUUAUCCUGGAGGCUUUAUCCAGCCAGAAAUUUUGCCUCAGCUGCUACUGCCAGAUCCACAGAAGAAAAUAUACUAAAAUGGGGACUUCUGCUCAUCCCAAUAGGUUCAUUUUUCCUUGGCUCUUGGCAGGUUCGGCGGCGGGAAUGGAAGAGGAAGCUGAUUGCCGAACUGGACAGCAGGGUUACUGCUGAGCCAAUUCCACUGCCAGCAGACUUCUAUGAACUGAACGAAUUAGAAUACGUGCCAGUCAAGGUCAGAGGUCAUUUUGACCACACCAAAGAGCUGUAUGUGAUCCCGCGAACCCCAGUAGAUCCCGAGAAAGAAGCCAGGAAUGCCGGCCGUAUCAUGUCUAACGUAGAGAGCGGAGCCCACGUGAUCACUCCCUUUUACUGCACUGACCUCGGGAUAACGAUUCUAGUCAACAGAGGAUUUGUUCCCAGAAAGAAGAUGAAUCCAGAGACCAGAUUAAAGGGACAGAUCCAAGACGAUAUUGAACUCACCGGGUUGGUGAGGCUAUCAGAACCUCGGAGGGCUUUUGUGCCGGAGAACAACAUCGAACAAAACGCUUGGUUUUACCGUGAUUUGGAUGCCAUGGCUAGAGUCACCGGAGCCGAGCCCAUUUUUAUCGACGCUGACUAUAGAAGCUCAGUUCCCGGGGGGCCAAUCGGGGGCCAGACCAGAGUAACUUUACGAAACGAGCACAUGCAGUAUAUACUUACUUGGUACACCCUAUGUGCAGCCACUUCCUUUUUGUGGUACAAGAGGUUCAUUCAGAAGGUGCCUUUCUGAAUCCUACAACUGCUGAAGAACGUGGUUUAGGGGUGCGGCUUUAAAAAGUGGCCACCUAUCCCAAGUCAGAGAGUGGAGCAUUUGGAAGAUGAUUGGGGACUUCUUGAUGGACACCUCACCCAAGCCAGGAGUUGCUGGAAACCAGGCAGAGCAUCUCUGAAAAGUAAGCGGAUCCUCAAGUAUUUGGGGAAAUGUUACUGGUUAGCAGAAGACAAAUAAUGGAGAGUUUUGAAGGAAAAAGUCUUUUCAAAUGUGGGUGCGUCAAUGAACAAGAAAUCAAUUAAAAUUAGAGGCUUUAGCAUUGGACUCUAUAUUUGUGACAAUUUGAAUCAUGUUUCUUAAAAUAUGUGAAUAAAAUGAGUGUUCAACUCUUCCUGGUA